Molecule: messenger RNA, 1713 nt
Organism: Rubroshorea leprosula
Lineage: Eukaryota; Viridiplantae; Streptophyta; Magnoliopsida; Malvales; Dipterocarpaceae
Source: the annotation of a GenBank genome assembly
CCUGCUUAAAAGGCUAGCUAAUACACUUUGGAUUACUUUGGAGAAUUACUAGUAAUGGAAAUUUAUUCAAUUUUCUGUUCGUGAGUUUGCAACUUUCAUAUGCCUUGGUGGUGGGGCCCCUCUUACAAUAUAUUAGGCAGUAGGCACGUGCCUCCAAAAUUGUGAUUGAUACAUGAACUGAACAGGCAGUGCUCUUACCUUUGAGGCCCAAACCAUUAAAAAAGUUCAACUUUCCUUGUUUGAAGUUGACGAGAUAGAAUUGUUACUUUCACCUAGGGAAAGGGGGACAGAGAUUAAAUUCCUCAUUCUAUGUGACAACAUUAAGUCAUUUAGAAUUGCUAGAACAUUCACUCCUGCCUGCUUGAUAAUCUGGAUUUUGAAUAUUUUUGCUUUUCUUGUUCAGGUGGAUUGGAAGUGGUAGGCAUUCUCAGAGGGCUAUAUAAUCUGUAAUGAUAUUGGGUUUAUUCUGGGAAAAUGCUAGGAGGCAACAGCAGUAAUCCUUUGCUUCCAGAUUUCCUAGAUGAUAACCGUUUUCAAUAUCAGACUAAUCCAUCAAACCGUCUGCAGCUAUUUGGGAAUGUUCCAGCUGGGUGUUCUGUUGAUCCAGUAAAUUACUUUGGAAAUGAACAGCUGACUCCAAUGAUUCGGCCCAAUAAAAGAGGCAGGGAAAUGGAAGAUCUACAAAGGCAGCAAAAGCUACAGAUCUCCUUGAAUUAUAACAUCUGUCAAGAGGAAGCUGAUCACUCAGCAAGAAACCCAAACCCUGUGUCAACUGGGUUAAGGCUGUCCUAUGAUGAUGAUGAACGCAACUCUUCUGUGACAUCUGCCAGUGGAAGUAUGACAGCGGUGCCAUCAUUCAUGUUCUCCCUUGGUGACAAUGUACGAAAUGAGCUAGAUCAUCAGAAAGAAGAGUUUGAUCAAUAUAUUAAACUUCAGGAAGAACACUUGGUAAAGGGUAUAAGAGACAUUGGGCAGAGGCAAAUGGCUUCUUUCCUUGCUGCUAUAGAGAAAGGUAUUGACAAGAAACUAAAGGAGAAAGACUUAGAGAUAGAGAAUAUGAAUCAGAAGAACCGAGAACUGGUUGAGAGAAUAAGGCAGGUAGCUACAGAAGCUCAAAAUUGGCACUACAGAGCAAAGUGCAACGAAUCAAUUGUUAAUGUCUUAAAGAACAAGCUUCAGCAGGCAAUUUCACAGGGUGCUGAACAAGCAAAGGAAGGUUUUGGGGACAGUGAAGUUGAUGAUGCUGCCUCGUAUAUAGACCCAAAUAACUACCCGCGCAUUCCGGGAGGUGCUUCAAAUUCUGUUUCGAGAAAUCAUCGAGGCAUGAAGGAGAAUAUGAUUUGCCGAGCAUGCAAAGUAAAGGAGGUGUGCAUUUUGUUGAUGCCUUGUAGGCACCUUUGCUUAUGUAAAGAUUGUGAUGUAUUUAUCAGCGUUUGUCCAGUGUGCCAGGUAAUGAAAACUGCUGGUGCUCAGGUGUACUUGUCCUAAAUCACGGAACAGAUUACUGAAAAGUCAAAGUUAUUUAUACCCUAUAUUUGUGUGACUAUGUCGGCAUCCUUCCCCUGAACCUUGCAGUAUUGUGUGGAGCAGAGAAAAGUUUCAUGAAUGGAGUCUCUGCAUGACUAUCUCUCAUAUGAUGAUGAUGCUCUCUUGAUAAUUGAAGAGCUAAAUGUUUGACUUCUUGUAGAAUAAAAAUAAAUAAAUCAAUUCUAU